Molecule: messenger RNA, 792 nt
Organism: Parathielavia appendiculata
Lineage: Eukaryota; Fungi; Ascomycota; Sordariomycetes; Sordariales; Chaetomiaceae
Exons: 1
Coding region: 1-792 (263 amino acids)
Molecular function (GO): nucleotidyltransferase activity
Source: RefSeq, a predicted model, not a curated record
AUGUAUCCUCACCACGCCUCCACAAUUCAAAACACCACCGCCUACUUCUCCUCCAACCCCGAUGUCUUGGCCCUCCUGCUAAGCGGUUCGAUCGCGCACGGCUUCGCCACCGAGACGUCGGACGUUGACAUGCUCAUCAUCCUGACCGAGGAAGCCUACGCCCGCCACCGCGAGACCCGCCAGCUGACCUUUGUCAACUUCGACCUGGCCACCUAUCCCGGCGGGUUUGUCGACGCAAAGUAUCUCUCGCUCGGUUUCAUACGCGACGUGGCGGAGCGCGGGAGCGAGCCAGCCCGGUUUGCGUUUGCGGGCGUGCAGGUACUGUUCAGCAAGAUUGAAGGGUUGGACGAGGAGAUUAAGAAGGUGGUUCGGUACCCUGUUGAAAGCAAAGAGGACAAGAUCGUGCGGUUCCGGGUGCAGUUGGAGGCAUGGCGGUGGUUUUCUGCCGAGGGGAGGCAGAAGAAGAAUGCGUAUCUUCUUGGUUUGGCGGCGAGGAAGUUGGUGCUGUUUGGGGGAAGGCUGAUCCUGGCGUACAACGAGGUGCUGUAUCCGUUUCACAAGUGGUUUCUGAGGGUGCUCGAGGGGGUCAAGGAGAAGCCCGACGGGCUGAUGGAGUGCAUCAACAGGGUGAUUGAAGAACCGUCCGAGGCGAAUGUCGAGAGGUUUUAUGAAAUGGUGAUGGGCUUCCAGGAGUGGAAGGUGAACCAUCCCCCAGGCCGGUGGGGAACACAGUUCAUGCUAGAUAAUGAGCUGACGUGGAUGACUGGGAAUACGCCAGUGGAUGAUCUGUGA